AUGGCUGCAGAGAGCGUGACCCUCGAUAACCUCGAAGAAGUGCUCGAAGAUGACGGCCAGGUCAAGGUCGCCGGCUUCGACGCCGAUGGCAUACUUCGCGGCAAACUCGUGUCGAAGCGGAAGUUCCUCUCGAUCGCCCAAGAUGGGUUUGGGUUCUGCUCCGUUAUCUUCGGCUGGGACAUGCACGACCAGACAUACUUCAAGGAGCUGGGGAUAAGCAAUAAGGAGAACGGAUAUCGAGAUCUGGUGGCUGUUCCGGACCUGAGCAGCUUCCGGAGGAUACCGUGGGAGCGCAACGUGCCUUUCUUCCUGGUCAGCUUUCUUGACCCGGAGACCAAGAAGGCGAUCUCAGCGUGUCCGCGCGGGCUGCUGAGGGCUGCUACCGCUGGAUUGGAGGAGAAGGGCUACAGGGCCAUGGCUGGAGGUAUGAUACGCACUACGCCAAUGCAUGAGAUGUGA
Messenger RNA from Trichophyton benhamiae CBS 112371, 459 nucleotides. RefSeq lists its product as uncharacterized. The record is from RefSeq and is a predicted model, not a curated record. Bases 1 to 459 code for a protein of 152 amino acids. The transcript has a single exon. NCBI's taxonomy places the organism in Eukaryota, Fungi, Ascomycota, Eurotiomycetes, Onygenales, Arthrodermataceae. Gene Ontology annotation, molecular function: glutamine synthetase activity.